AUGGGAUUCACUAGGGAAUUCAUGGAGGUGCAGGCCCAUGGAAACACCAAGUUGCACGUGAUCCACACCAACGACUUGUAUAAGGCGGCCACCACCAUCGAGCAGUACGAGCGACACCUCGAAUUUGAGCGCCACAAGAUCAUCGGAGUUGAUGUGGAGUACACCAGCGACGUUGGCGAAGGUCAGAAACCAGCCCUCGUCCAGCUCUUCAUCGGCAAGGAUCAUCUGGUGCUGCUCUUUCAACUGAGCGCCGCCGACAAGAACUGCACCAGGUUCGACAACUUCCUCGCCGACCCCAGAUACACGUUUGCUGGCUUCUCCAUCGACGGCGACAUAGAAAUGCUCGUCCGCGUCGGACUGGAGAUCGCCCAAUUCGUCGACAUCCAGAAGGAAUGGAGGGUGCGUACAGCUACCAAGCCUCUUGACUCCCUUGGCGAUGUCCCAGGCAUCCUUGUCCACGACUACUACAAUGACAUGAAGAAGAAGCUCACCAACGCAGAGCACCAGCGCUGGGCGCGCAUGCCCCUGUCCAUGAGGCACAUCGAGUACGCGGCAAAAGAUGCUUACACUGCGUACGAGAUAUGGAGCCGCCUCACCACCAUCCAGGAAGGGCUCCACCGGGCAAGACUCGAGAAGGAGCAGUCCAGGAAGCAUGCAAGGUCCUGGGGCGACUACGACUACUGA
Triticum dicoccoides is the source of this 684-nucleotide messenger RNA. RefSeq lists its product as uncharacterized. Gene Ontology annotation, molecular function: nucleic acid binding; 3'-5' exonuclease activity. Lineage: Eukaryota; Viridiplantae; Streptophyta; Magnoliopsida; Poales; Poaceae. The record is from RefSeq and is a predicted model, not a curated record. Gene Ontology annotation, biological process: nucleobase-containing compound metabolic process. The coding region runs from base 1 to 684 and encodes 227 amino acids. The transcript has a single exon. Gene Ontology annotation, cellular component: nucleus; cytoplasm.